GUGACUUUUGCGACUUUCCAAAACGGCAUCCUGUUGCUUCCCAGACAGACCCUCCUCUAUAUAUAUUCAUAACAACGUCCUCCUCUCGCAGUCACUCCGGACACCUCCGUGGGAAUAGGUGGCAUGGUAUUGCGGAACUCAAGAGUGCUCUGGGCUGGGGUUCAGCUACCGCGGCGUUCACCAUGUUCGGCGUUCUUUGCACCUCGCCCUUGUGCUGUCAUUCGGACGAUAUGCACCACUUUCCCGUUGCUUGAACAACAAAACCCCACCCAGACCGAUGCAGGCGACAUUCCACUGGUGCGCGAACAACAAACCACGUCUCAACCCGAUGCAGUCGAAAAAGAACUAUCGCGCGAACAACAAACCCCCAUCCUGCCCGACGCAGUCGAAAGCCCACUGUUGCGCGAACGACAAACCGCCAACCAGCACCAUGCAGUCGAAAACCCUUUCUCCGCAACAACACCGGACUCAGUCGCCGAUAGAUUUGGACGUCGUCCCAGAUCCAACUUUACACUGGAACAAGACAAAAAGCUGCUCAAGCUCGUAGCAGCGCAGCAGGAACUUAUGAAAGAAAAAGAGGAAGACAAGAAAAGGAGAACCAUUGACUGGCAAGCCAUAGCCAUACACUUUCCCGGCCGAAAAAGGUCAGAUCUAAACCAACGAUACACCCAGAUCGUGCCGGGGCUUGUGACCGGGUACUGGUCGCCCCGCGAAGACCAGGUUUUGCUUGAAGAGUUGGCCAAAAAACUGGACAGCCCGUUCGCGCGGGCGGCUAGGCGCUUGAACAGAUUCAUCGGCUCGGUCUCGGGUCGGUUCGCGCGGCGGUGGAGGGCCGAGCUGGUAGAACGGCUGGAGCAGCUGGGAAAGACGGACCCCCGCGCCGUAUCGACCGAAGUGUUCCGCAACAUGGCGUUCAGAAAGAUCGCUGGGGAAAUCGCGCAAGAGUUACGGAAUGAGAAGCGGACAUGGCUCCGAAAGGUGCCCAAAUCGGAAUGGACACCUGAAGAGGACCAGAAACUCAUCUCCUACCAUGACCAAAUGGGCCCGCAGUGGUCCCUCUUCACGAGCGAGUUCCCCGGUCGGACCAAAUGGCAAAUUUCGUACCAUUUCUACCACCGUCUCAACAAAAAUUUUGGCAAGCCCGGCUCGCUCACGAAGGAAGAGAUGCAACUGGUCCAGAGCGGGGUCAAGAAGUACUCGGCAACAGGCAAAAAAUGGGUCAAGAUCGCCGAAACGAUGGUGGACCGCACACCCAAGCAGCUCGCGGAGCAGUGGGCCCUUCACAACCCGGAGCUAAGGAAAGGCAAAUGGAGUAGGGCCGAGGAACGAACCUUGAAGGCCGCUAUGAGAGAGUACGGCGACAAAUCACGCCUCAUCCAUCGCCAGUACUUCCCGCACAGAGCCACAGAAGCGGUUCGUCUUCGGAUAAGGCAGUUCCUGGCCCAUAACAUCGAGAACCCGAAUCCGUGGACGACGGAGGCUGAUAAGCGGUUGCUGGAUCUUGUUCAGAACGAAGGAGUGGGCUAUGAAAAGUUGAGGAAGGCGUUUCCGAAGAGAAACCCGCACGAAUGUGAACUUCGGUAUGACCUAUUGGCGGGGAAAGUACGCAAGCGGAAGUACGUUACAGAACGAGAUAGGCUGCGGAAGAGGAGAUCGACGGCGCCAGUGGAGGAGACGAAGCCGGAAAAGGAAGGGGCAAAGGAAACGGUGGUCGCGGUAUGAUGUCGUCCCGUGCCCCGAUAUGUCUCAUGCUCCUCGACGCCGACGCAUCUGUAUCCAACUCCGAUGGAUGCUUGAGGCAGCAAAAGGGCUCAACACACACAUUUAGGUAGCACAUGCGCCCAAACCUGGAAUACCAUGCCUUCCAUCCCAUGCGCUCGACACCUGCUGCUUAGCUUUAACAGUACCACAAUGCGCCAUCGGCUGCGUCUUUAAGUGGGGGCAGGAAGAGGACAUGACGUUUCGCUAAACCUCAAGAUUCGGUGCGGUCGGUACGGUUUCAUGACGCAUGAUUGAGGAGCUGGGGAAGGCAUCUCGGCCACUGCUUCUGAGCGAGCGGAU
This is a messenger RNA of Fimicolochytrium jonesii, 2061 nucleotides long. RefSeq lists its product as uncharacterized. NCBI's taxonomy places the organism in Eukaryota, Fungi, Chytridiomycota, Chytridiomycetes, Spizellomycetales, Powellomycetaceae. The record is from RefSeq and is a predicted model, not a curated record. The transcript has 2 exons. The coding region runs from base 124 to 1722 and encodes 532 amino acids.